This is a messenger RNA of Ilex paraguariensis (yerba mate), 426 nucleotides long. NCBI's taxonomy places the organism in Eukaryota, Viridiplantae, Streptophyta, Magnoliopsida, Aquifoliales, Aquifoliaceae. The record is from the annotation of a GenBank genome assembly.
AAAAAGAUGAGAUUAGUAUUGCUCAAGAUCAUAUGCCUUCAGCUUUUUCUCCUUCAUGUGGCCUCCUAUCCUUCAUACAGUAAUUAUCUUGGUUCAGCAUACAUUCCUGAGAAAAAGCUUGGUGACCAAAAACAGAUGGCAAAAUUAUCGACUAAAGCAGAAGAUGAACAAAAAAUAUCUGUUGCUGAUAGGCGUGGAGGUGCCGGUGGAGGCCAUGCUAGUGGUCAUGCAGGUGGAAGAGGAUCACACGGCCACUCCGGCAUGGAAAAUAGUCAUGGUGAUGAUCAUACCAAGUCGGUAAUCCCCUUGUAUGCAACCGGUGCAAUGAACCAUCACCAUAGAAGUGCUAGCACCCUCAACUACAUUGGUCUUCCUCACUUGGCUUCUAUUAUCUUGACCUCACUUAUUUUCAUUUAUGUUACAUAA